AUGGCCGCGAAGCUCACUUUCCGGCCGACCAGUCAGCUAACCCAACAUACCACCUCCCUCUCACAAAUUCAACCCAACACCAGCACCAUCAUCGUCACAUCCACGACCCAGAUCUUCCAACCCCCCUACCCCCCCCUCCUCCAAGUCCCAAACCCAUUCGUCGGCGCCUCUCCCUGCUACAACUGCGAGCGCUUUGGCCGCGGCUGCGUCUACAUCGAUCAUCUGAGCGAGCUGGGACAGAAGCGUCUGACAGAAGUCAAGGAGCAGGUUGGGUCGAUUGAGAGACAGCUGGAGAGGGAAGUCGCCGUGGCAGCUGUGGCAGCCAGGAGCUGUUGUGGCGCUGUGGGCUAUUCCAUCGGUAGCGGGCGAAGUAGUGUCAAUGACAACGGCCUUCAAAGGCUGAGGAGACGGAGAGGAGGAAGCGACGAUGGGGAUAGCGAUGGUGAUGAAGAAGACCCUGAAGGGGAAGCAGAUGGAAAAUGCGCUGAUCAAGGUGCAGGCGCAGGUGAAAAGGGGAAGGGCAUAAGCAAGGGACACAGUGCGAGAUACCACCAUUCGAGAAGACGACAGAGAAAGGGAGCAAAUAUUGUAGCAGAUGAAGUUGAGAGAGAAUAUGGGGGCGACGAGGGAGAUCUGCAAAUCACGCCGAUGGUGGCGCUGGAUCUGACUUACGAGGGGUACUCAGAUGGCAGCGGAACAGACGACCUGAUCGAUCUUGGGAUCCGGGUUGGGAGGAUGAGGAUCACAGAACGGAUUGGUGGCCUUAACCGGCCGAGACUCUCAGAGGAGAUUCAAGCUGGUAUCGCCGACACCCAAAAAGCUUUCUAUGCCACCUUCUCUGCCGACGCUGACGAGCUGCCGGAUGCGAUCCCGGACUUUCUCCGACCUGGUGAUAGCUAUCUCAAACCUCCUCGUAGUGGCUACUUGUUCAGGCAGGGCAGCGAGCUGCACGAUUUUUGGGACAUGCUGCUGGACCAAGAGUUGGCCGACAGCCUGAUGGCGCGCUACUACGAAGCAUCGUUUUGGGAAGACGUGAACAAUCACGUAGUGCCGCGAGCUUCGACACAGGCAGUCAUAUUUGCCGCUUGGUUCAGCGCAUCGGUGACUAUCGAUGAUGCCUUUGCUGGAAAGUUUGGCUAUACCGCGAACCAGCUAAUCAAUCAGACAAAGCUGGGCACUGAGACAGCACUCAGCAAGGCUGGUUUUCUGGGGUCCACGAGCCUGGAAACACUUCAGGGGUUUGUGAUGUAUCUGCUUCCACUCUGCCGCGAUGAGGUCUCUCGAGGCCAUUCGGUGCUUGUUGGGGCUGCUAUCCGUAUGGCUGAGUGUAUGGGCUUGCACCGCGAUGGUUCGGCGUUCGACUUCAGUGCAGUCGAGACCGAGGUGCGGCGGCUGAUCUGGCAUCAGAUCUGCUUCCUGGAUAUUCGCACAUGCGAAGCCCAGGGCCCCAGACCGGCCAUCCGACGCGGCGAGUACGACACGAAGUUGCCCCUUAACUGUGAAGAAACGGACCUGCGGGCAGACACAACCGAGAGCCCUCCUCCAGCCGAGCGCUGGACGCCGGCCUUGCUGUCCAUAAUCCGUUUCGAGAUUAACGAGAUGAUGCGUAGCAUCUGGCAGGACCGACGCAAUCUGGAACUGCGCAAGACAACGAUCACUGCAGUUUUGACCAAGAUCGAGGAGUUCCGACGGCGGCUAAUGGACAAGUACAAUCGCUUCUUCGAUGAGCGCGUGCCCAUCCAGCAGUACACCAAGCUGGUUAUGCAGCUGCUCAUGUACCGCCUGCACGCCAUGGUGCUGCAUCCGUACCACAGCAACACGGCCAACCCGCUGCCUGACCGUCUACACGGCCUGCUAGUUACAAGCGGCAUCUUUAUCGUCGAAAUCGCCAUCAAGCUGGAGAGCAACGCCCUGUUUCGUGACUGGGCCUGGUACCUGGGCGCCUACCAGCAAUACCAGAUCGCCCUGUUGCUGGCGACAGAGGUGUAUUACCGGCCUAACAGCACGCACGCCCCGCGCAUUUGGCCAUGCCUGGACUGGGUCUUUAACCUGGAUCCCAACAUGCCUCGGGAUGAAAAGAUCGUCAAGCUGCUGGCCGAGAUUAUGGGAAAGACGAGCAUCUACAUGGGAAUGCGUCGCGUACGUGCCCCGACUACCAUUGCAAGGGCAGUCCCUGGAAAACAGGCUGUCAAGGACUCGCCGCCGUCGUCGAACGCUCCGCCGCCGGCAGCGUCUCUGCAGCACCGGCAGAAACAACAGCCCGGGCAAGAUGAAAAGGAAAAGCAGCAACAAAGGCAACAGCAAGUUGAGCCGAAGCAAGAAACCCAGCAGCAGCAGCAACCACUUCAGCAGGCCCAACGACCUUCUCAAGACUCACAAUCCUCUCAACAGCCAGUCCCUCAAGUUCAUCCUCACUCGCAAUACCAAAGCACACAACCCAUCGCCCCCCCUCCACCACCACCUCCUCCACCGCAAGUCCAUCGCUCUCUUCAAGUAGCCAACUAUCCCAGCAUGCCAGCAUCAGCUCUUCAACAGGUUCUUCCUCCACCUAUGAUGGGUAUAGUAAUGGAAGGACUACCCGCUGGACCCGUACACGCCCAUCAGCAACACCUCCCAGCGCACACCAAUGCUCCUCCUCCUCAACAACAACAUCCAAUCCACAUCCCCCCAGCACCCUCACACCAUCCCCAUCCCCAUCAUGCCCCUCACAUCGACCUCACCUCCGCCGCCGCAGCAACCUUUUUCCCCUUCCCGCCAGCCCAUCAUCUGGGUUCAUCUCCAGAAAUGGUCUUCCACGGCGUGUCCAACGGCGAAGCCCUCUGGGGGAUGCCCCCUCCUCCGGGAACGGUCGCCGCCAGCCCCGAGAACAGCACUACCAGUGCCAGUGACGGGGUUGUUCAGGGGCAGCAAGGGCAAGGAGGGACGCAGAGUCGACAUGGGAGUCUGAGUUUGCAAGGCGGCCAGGGACAGCCGGUUAAUGCGAUGGAGAUUGAUUGGGACGCAAUCAAUAUGCUUUUCCCUACAGACCCAGAGACAGGCCAGCUCGGGUUUAACACAUUCGAGGGGAUGGUGCCAUCUGCGGAGUGGACAGGACAGUAA
Thermochaetoides thermophila DSM 1495 is the source of this 3099-nucleotide messenger RNA. RefSeq lists its product as uncharacterized. The transcript is spliced from 6 exons. The coding region runs from base 1 to 3099 and encodes 1032 amino acids. Gene Ontology annotation, biological process: DNA-templated transcription. NCBI's taxonomy places the organism in Eukaryota, Fungi, Ascomycota, Sordariomycetes, Sordariales, Chaetomiaceae. Gene Ontology annotation, molecular function: DNA binding; zinc ion binding. The record is from RefSeq and is a predicted model, not a curated record.